UAAAGUCGCGACUCGAUGACGUAAAUAUUGGGUGACGAGAUUCUCGUCCAAAACAACACUGUACCAGGCGCCGCGGCAUUUGGGGCCAAAUUAUUUUAAGAAGACGCGUUAAAAAUGGUAGUUUGUAAUUUUUUCCUUCAGGGCCGGUGUCGUUACGGGGAGAGAUGUUGGAAUGAACAUCCGAGGGGUGGAGGUAGAGGAGGUGGAGGAGGUGGAGGUCAGCAGCACUCCAGAGGAGAAGGAGGGUUUGGAAACAGAGUUUGGGUCAAUCCCUCCCAACAGAAAGGAGGAAGUUACAUCCAGCCGUCCUAUUUCCCCUCUCAGGGGAGAAACAGCUGGGGUGGAGGUGGUGGAGGAGGAGGCAGUGGAGACGGCGGAGGGAGACGAGACAAUGUGAAAAGCUCCGACUUUUCCUUCUCCACUCAGAACAGAUUUGCGUCCCUCGACGCUUCUAAAAGCUUCGCUGACAGGGGAGGAAGAGGAGGAACAGCCGCCGAGGACGACGACAGUAAAAAACUGGAGAUGAUCCAGAUGGACAUGGAUGUCUGGGAGAGUUCGGGGCAGUGGGGCUUCUCCUGUUAUUCCAUCGCCAAAUUGCCUUUAUCAGGUUUCCCUGAUCUCUCCCCGGAGGAGCUCAGGCUGGAGUACUACUCCAAGAGUGCAUCAGGAGACCUGCAGACUUAUAUGAAUGGUGUCAAUCAGUUGCUGAGUCAGUGGAAAAGCAGAAUCCAGGAGCUGAAGAGCAUGAAUCCAAACACUCGAGCCGCACUGCUUGCAGAGUUGAACGGAGCGGGACCUCAGGGGUCUUCUGGUGGCUUCGGGGGCCCCCCUGAGUUUGGAUCCGUCACAUCUGGCUUUGGAAGCAAAGAUUUUGGUUCACCUGCACCUGCCCAGACCGGCAGCUUUGGCUUUCCCGAAAAGCGUCCAGAAUUUGGGUUCACGUCCGCCCCAGUUUUCGGCGCUCCAUUCGGAUCUUCCACACCACAAACCCCCUCUGGCUUUGGCGCCCCCGCUCAACCUUCAGCCUCCACCUUCUCCUUUGCUUCUUCUUCCACUAACAAACCGGCGGGAUCUUCGGGGUUCGGAUCGGCGUCUGGGUUCAGCUUCUCUUCAGCAGGAAGCAGCACGGGGGGAUUUGGUAAUGCAGGAGCCGCCGCUGCCCCUGCGUUUCCACAGACGAGUGGAGGAUUCGGGGCCACACCAGGAUCUGAAGCUCAGUCAGGCAGCCUGUUCUCAUCAGAGAGCCAGCUGACUCCAGAGGAGCUGGAUCAGUUCAAGGCCAAGAGAUUCACUCUGGGUCAGAUUCCCCUCAAGCCCCCCCCAGAAAACCUGUUAGUGCUAAGAUAGGGGGAGGAAGAAUCAUCAUGUAUGCAGAGAAGAGGCUUUUAUUUUGAAGGGAAAACUUACAGGUUUUCUUUAAAAAUUGACUUUUGUAUUAUUUUAUUUAGUUUGACAAAUUAUGAGCAUAAUCCUGUUUUGUUAUUGAUGAAUUAUUAUUAUUAGUUUCAAUGUUUGAAGCAACUUCAGUGAGAAGAAUGUAAUUGCACAUAUCGGUCAGUAGGGGGAGCCAGACUCGAUUCAUGUGUUUUAAUACUUUUCUCCCAAUUUUUUUUUUUUUUUUUUUAGAAAACAGAAAGUUUGUACACAUUAAAGCACAAAAACUAACCGAGACAUUCAAGAUAACUUUAAUUUUAAAUAUUUUUACUACAUUUGAGUCCAGAAAAACUACAAAAUCUCUUUAUUGCAUUAAAGAACAUUCAUCCUGAUGUAUAUUUUCAAGAGGACAAAUAUUUUGAAUAACUGUUAAAUAAUACAGUUUCACAGACUGACUUGGAUCAUAUAGAGGCCUACCAUUUAUUUGGAAAACAUUAAAUUCUGUUGUAAUUCUCUGUAAACUGGAGGCGGCGUUCUCCUGUGGCUUUUUGACGUCCGAAUGUUAAUAAAGUGGUUCAGAAUCUGGACUGAUGCUAGGACA
Molecule: messenger RNA, 1975 nt
Organism: Oryzias melastigma (Indian medaka)
Lineage: Eukaryota; Metazoa; Chordata; Actinopteri; Beloniformes; Adrianichthyidae
Gene: nup42
Product: nucleoporin 42
Exons: 7
Coding region: 115-1347 (410 amino acids)
Cellular component (GO): nuclear envelope
Molecular function (GO): nuclear export signal receptor activity; metal ion binding
Source: RefSeq, a predicted model, not a curated record